This is a messenger RNA of Penicillium verhagenii, 1833 nucleotides long. RefSeq lists its product as uncharacterized. The transcript is spliced from 7 exons. Bases 1 to 1833 code for a protein of 610 amino acids. The record is from RefSeq and is a predicted model, not a curated record. Gene Ontology annotation, biological process: fatty acid metabolic process. Gene Ontology annotation, molecular function: medium-chain fatty acid-CoA ligase activity. Lineage: Eukaryota; Fungi; Ascomycota; Eurotiomycetes; Eurotiales; Aspergillaceae.
AUGCGCAUGCGUACUCAAGCUCUUGGGGGUCUAUGCCCUUGGAGAAGACUUGGAGUCGCGCCCUUUUUCAAGCGAGGGCUGUUAACUCAAAGCUAUGCUCGAGGUCCUUCUCAGCCACCUUUGAUCGAGUCAACCAUUGGAGAUCACUUCGCAAAAAUCGUGGCUGAACACGGUGAUCGAACAGCUGUUAUUUCCAAGCAUCAAAAUGACCGUGUCACAUAUGCGUCCCUCGAUGCUCGAAGUAAUGCCCUGGCUCGGGGGCUUGAGUCAGUGGAAAUCAACAAGGGGGAUCGGGUUGGCGUUAUGCUUGGAAACUCCAUGGAAUAUGCAGUGAUAACAUAUGCUUUGUUCAAGCUUGGAGCUAUUCUGGUCCCACUGAAUCCCUCCUUCAACUCGGCACAGAUCGCAUCAGCAUUGGGGCACCUCGGAGCCAGUCAUCUUAUAAUCAGUGCAGAGUCUAAUCUUCCCCGCAAAGAUCCUCGCAGCAACAUCCCGUUGCUCCAACAUCUGGUGGAGGACCUCUCAAGCUCAAAGCUAAGCUCGAGUUUGGUCCCCACUUUGAAGCAGAUUAUCCUCGUCGACAACUCCGCCGGUCGCAUUGAUAUAUCAUCUCAUAAGAGCAUCAUCCCAUACUCAUCCAUCGUAUCCGAAUUAUCAGCAGACAAGCAGUCACUAACAGAACGAACCCUUUUUCCAGACGAAGUAGUAAACAUUCAAUUCACAUCUGGAACAACAGCUAUGCCCAAAGCAGCAUGCCUCACCCAUCGUUCCAUUCUUAAUAAUGGCUCUCAAGUCGGCGACCGCAUGCUUCUCACCCCCCAGGACGUGAUCUGCUGUCCACCACCCCUCUUCCACUGUUUCGGAUGUACGCUAGGGUACAUGGCGACAGCAACUCACGGCUCGUCCAUCGUUUUUCCAUCAGAGUCAUUCAACGCCCGCGCAGUACUAAGCGCAGUCAAAGAAGAGAAAUGCACAGCUCUCUACGGCGUCCCAACCAUGUUUUUGGAGGAACUUGGCCUCAUUGAAUCGGGAGAGAUCUCCGAUGAUGGAUUCCAGUACCUGCGAACAGGAAUUGCAGCUGGAAGUAGCAUUCCUUCGGAGCUGAUGAAGAAAUUGCACCGAGUACUCAAUCUGACCGAACUCACCAUUUGCUAUGGGAUGACGGAGACUAGCCCUGUCUCUGCUAUGACGCAUACAGAUGACCCUAUUGAUAAGCGCUUGAAAUCAGUUGGGCGCCUUAUGCCGCAUGUUGAAGCAAAGGUUGUGAAUCCCGCAGAUAGGAAUGAGAUUCUCCCCAUUGAGAAACGAGGCGAAUUGGCUGUCAGUGGGUAUCUAUUGAUGAAAGGUUACUGGGGAGAUCCCGAGAGAACAGCAAAGGAAAUGUUUGCGGAUGAGAUUGGGAAGCUUUGGAUGCACACUGGCGAUGAAGCGUCGAUGUCACCAGACGGGUACAUUACCAUCACUGGUCGCAUUAAGGACCUUAUUAUUCGGGGUGGCGAGAAUAUUCACCCAUUGGAAAUCGAAAAUUGCCUGUUGGCACACCCUGGUAUCGCCGAAGUGUCUGUGGUUGGUGUUCCAGACGACCGAUACGGCGAAGUUGUUGCCGCUUUUGUGGUUCUUCGAGAACCAGAUUCCGUUGGUGCUGAGGAGAUCCAACAAUGGGUACGGGAAAAGCUGAGUAGUCAUCUUGUUCCCAAGUAUGUUUUCUUUCCUGGGCCAUCGGAUCCUUCCCCGAAAACAGCAAGCGGGAAGAUCCAGAAGUUUAAGCUUAAAGAGCAAGCUAUAAAAAUUCUGACCGAAAGAGUGAAAGACCCCAAAGAGGCUAAACAUUGA